Molecule: messenger RNA, 735 nt
Organism: Nycticebus coucang (slow loris)
Lineage: Eukaryota; Metazoa; Chordata; Mammalia; Primates; Lorisidae
Product: keratin-associated protein 10-12-like
Exons: 2
Coding region: 1-735 (244 amino acids)
Cellular component (GO): keratin filament
Source: RefSeq, a predicted model, not a curated record
AUGGCUGCAUCCACCAUGUCCGUCUGCUCCAGCAACCUGAGCUAUGGCAGCCGGGUCUGCCUGCCUGGUUCCUGUGACUCCUGGAGUGACUCCUGUCAGGUGGAUGACUGCCCAGAGAGCUGCUGUGAGCCCUCCUGCUGCGCCCCCAGCUGCUGUGCCCCGACCCCCUGCCUGACCCUGGUCUGCAGCCCAGUGAGCUGUGUGUCCAGCCCCUGCCAACCAGUCUGCACCAGCUCCUGCACACCCUCCUGCUGCCAGCAGUCUAGCUGCCAGCCGGCUUGCUGCACCCCGUCCCCCUGCCAGCAGGCCUGCUGUGUGCCCGUGAGCUGCAAGCCUGUGUGCUGUGUGCCCGUCUGCUCUGGGGAUUCCUCUUCAUGCUGCCAGCGGUCUAGCUGCCAGCCGGCUUGCUGCACCCCGUCCCCCUGCCAGCAGGCCUGCUGUGUGCCCGUGAGCUGCAAGCCUGUGUGCUGUGUGCCCGUCUGCUCUGGGGAUUCCUCUUCAUGCUGCCAGCAGUCUAGCUGCCAGUCGGCUUGCUGCACCUCCUCCUGCUGUAGACCCUCCUCCUGUGUGUCCCUCCUCUGCCGCCCUGUGUGCAGACCUGCCUGCUGUGUCCCCACCUCCUCCUGCCAACCCAGCUGUCCCCGCCCAGCCUCCUGUGUGUCCCUCCUCUGCCGCCCGGCCUGCUCCCGUCCAGCCUGCUGCAGCCUCUCCUUGGGUCAGAAGUCCAGCUGUUGA